This is a messenger RNA of Penicillium robsamsonii, 609 nucleotides long. RefSeq lists its product as uncharacterized. The transcript has a single exon. NCBI's taxonomy places the organism in Eukaryota, Fungi, Ascomycota, Eurotiomycetes, Eurotiales, Aspergillaceae. The record is from RefSeq and is a predicted model, not a curated record. The coding region runs from base 1 to 609 and encodes 202 amino acids.
AUGAUGCCUCCAUCAGAUUCUUUGCGACACCAUCUACAUAAGCUCGCUGAAGUCCGGGCAAAUCGCCAUGCUUCUAUAUCUUCUACCUCUCCUAUCUCUUCUACUUCUACUCCAGGCCCGGCCCCACCUCCAUACACAUUAUCUGUCACCAGACCCAGUGGCACAACUGUCAUGAGCGUCGAUCAGCACGACAUGGAUGAUCCAUGGGCCUCGCCAAUCAAUAUUUACAUUGACAACUCAAUCGCCGUAACUGGUGAUGAGAACACCAUCACGGUGUCAUCUCCUGGAUCUGAUUCUUUCACUGGUCCAACUCACCACGAGGCCCAGACAUCUCACCUCACCCCCGUCGCGGCUGUCAUCAUCGCUGCGCUGGAUCGCGCAAAUGCCCUCAAUGAUGAUGUGGGAUAUCCUAGGCCCAUCAACAUUCGCGCUCUCGCGGGCAUUCGGGUGAAUGGCCGAAACAACAGCAUUUCCGUCGGGGGCGAGGUCCACAGGUCUCAGAAUGAGACUGCUAACCCCGGAGCCGGAGAUAGCAGCAGGCGAAAGCGUCGUGCCAGCUCGGUUCGUACUCUACUUCGUAAAAAGAUCUUCAAGAAGUUUCAUCACUGA